This is a messenger RNA of Staurois parvus, 384 nucleotides long. NCBI's taxonomy places the organism in Eukaryota, Metazoa, Chordata, Amphibia, Anura, Ranidae. The record is from the annotation of a GenBank genome assembly.
CUGACAUUUGGGGGAUAUCUGUACUGUCUGACAUUUGGGGGAUAUCUGUACUGUCCUGACAUUUGGAGGGAUAUCUGUACUGUUCUGACAUUUGGGGGAUAUCUGUACUGUCCUGACAUUUGGGGGAUAUCUGUACGUCCUGACAUUUGGGGGAUAUCUGUACUGUUCUGACAUUUGGGGGAUAUCUGUACUGUCCUGACAUUUGGGGAUAUCUGUACUGUCCUGACAUUUGGGGGAUAUCUGUACUAUUCUGACAUUUGGGGGAUAUCUGUGCUGUCCUGACAUUUGGGGGAUAUCUGUACUGUCCUGACAUUUGGGGGAUAUCUGUACUGUCCUGACAUUUGGGGGAUAUCUGUACCGUCCUGACAUUUGGGGGAUAUCUGU